Messenger RNA from Hydractinia symbiolongicarpus, 4477 nucleotides. Its product is annotated as calponin homology domain-containing protein DDB_G0272472-like. Lineage: Eukaryota; Metazoa; Cnidaria; Hydrozoa; Anthoathecata; Hydractiniidae. The transcript is spliced from 4 exons. The record is from RefSeq and is a predicted model, not a curated record. The coding region runs from base 16 to 3408 and encodes 1130 amino acids.
GGCCGCAACAAUAGUAUGGAAUGGCUGGCUGUGUGUUUACGAACUGUUUAUGAAAAAAAGAAAAAACCGCAUCGGCGCCCCAGCGCCCCCAAAGCGCAACUGAGAACCGUGUCUUUUAGUUGUUUUCGAGCAUGUGCAGAAGACAGAACGAGACGCUUGCAGAAAAGAAUGACUGCGCUUUAUCUUCACGAAGAUGUAAAGGAACUUUUGGCGGGGAAAACUUUAGUUGUUCUUGGGGAUUCAGUGGAACGCUCUGUUUAUAAAGAUUUGGUUUGUCUUUUACAAGAAAACAGAUAUCUAACAGAUGGUGAACUGCGAAAAAAAGGUGAAGAAAGCUUCAUCGGAGAUGAAUUAGUAUAUGGUGGCGUUAAAGGAGAGCUGAAAAACUCGAUUAAUUACAGAGAAUGUCGUUAUUACAAGGCUGAUAACGAAGCAUGUUGUCGAUACUAUUUUGUUACGAUAUGUUACGGUGAUUACGUUGAAGAAAUUUUGCAAGAACUCAGUUUGGAGCCCACGGAUAUUAUUGUUAUGAACUCUUGUUUGUGGGAUGUACACAGACAUGGUAAAAAAGGUAUUGAAAAAUACGAGGAAAACCUUGAAAAAUUAGUAGCUUCGUUAAGACGACUACUACCAGACUGUUUGUUUAUAUGGUUGACUACGCCACCUGUUCAUAUUAAAUCGAAAGGCGGCUUUUUGAUCCGCCCUGGUGUUGAUACUGUCAAAAUACAAGAAGUGAAAUAUUGUAAUGAAAUUGCUCGAGAAGUGUUCACUGCUGCAAAUGAGAUCGAUCGAAGAUUUCGAAUUGUUGAUUUAGAUUAUGUGUUUCAGUACUUCGCGCAUCAUAGGGCAGGGGAUGGAGUGCAUUGGAAUGAGAGAGCUCAUCGACGAAUGAGUAACAUGAUUCUUGAAGAGAUAUCGAAAGCAUUUAAUAAAAGUGUUCCGCGUAUUCUAGGCAGUGACGAAUUUAUGUGGAAUGGAAGUCGGACUGAACAUAAUGCUUACUAUGAGCCUCCUCCACCUUACAGCCAAUGGGAUGAUCCUGAGCGUCUUGGCUGGGACUACGAGCAAAGGUUUCAUGAUAAUGGAUGGGAUUUUGAUAAAAUGCGAAGACCCCUUCCUCCACCGAGAGGUUAUCCGUUUGGACCUCCGCCUCCCCCUGGUCCGUUUGGUCCUCCUAGUCUGAUUCCUAGACCAUUUAUGGAAGAUCCACGCUCAAUCAUGCCGAAUAUGUUCGAUGAUUUAGACGAUCUUGGUCAUGCGCGUCUUCAAGUGGAAUCCCAGAUUGAAAAUCGCAAACGAAAGCGAACUGAAGAGGACGACAACGAUGAUGAGAAACUUCCGGAGAAGCAAUAUCGCUUUGGCGUUGCGCCAAGCGCGGUCAAACGAAAAGCUGAACCUAUCGAAAACGAAACGAAAAAGAUUAAGAUUAUUGAAGAGGAAGGAGUUAUGAAAAAGGUUGUUACCUUAGAAGAUAGCGUUAUUUAUUCUCCAAUGAGCGAAAAAGAAAAAACUGCAUACUUGAAAGCACAAGCUGAAAAGGCUGAAAAAGAAAGAUUAGCUAAGGAAAGAAAAGAAAAGGAGGAGAAACAACGUGCUGAACGUCUUGAGCGUGAACGAUUACAAAAACUUAAGAAAGAGGAGGAGGAAUCGGCUGCGGCAGCAGAUGAAGAGAAAAAGAGGACUGAGUCGACAGCUGACGAAAAACCAGCAAUAUCUCCUAAGGAAAAAGCUGAAACGAAGUAUCCUAAACUUGAAGAAGUUUUGCCUAGCGUUUCAAAACUACCACUAGUGUCGUCUGUACCUAAAUCAACAGAAGAGCAGACGGAAAAAGAAACGAAGAAUGAGAAAAAGCAAGGCGGAUUAUCUAAAUUCGCUUCUAAACUACUAUCAUUUAUCAGGAGGCCAUCAUGUGAAAAAACUAACAGUGACAACGUAAACCAAUCGAAAUCUGUGCGUAGGUUAAGUAGUCAGGAAGAUAAGGUAAUUUCCCCAACAAAAACAACGCCUCUAAGAAGACGUGUGUAUGAAGUGAUACCUCUGGGAGAACUUGCAGCUAAAGUUCUUUUGCAGAAUGAAUCGAAUUCGAAGUCUAACCAGUCGACACACGAACAAUUAAAUAAGCUAACGAAAACUAACAGGCAGGUGGAGUGUGAUCGUACCAGUCACGUGGAAGAAGGUGAUGCUGGUAACAUUUCGACAUCUUCGGUCUCUAUCGUUUUCUCUACAACUGUUCCAACAGGAUCAACGACUGUUUUCACGACAACGACAACAACCACACCUGCUAUACCGAAGAAAGUUGACACGUUAGCAUUACUCUCCUUGCAAUCUCCCUUCGCUAAAACAAAAUCUAAUGCUGCCUUAGUUGAUACAGAUAAAAAUACAAACGCUGAGAAGAGCAGUGUUGAUAAACAAAACAGCAAGACGGAGGAACAGCUUGAGCAAGAAUUACUUCACGAUUCUAAACUUCAUGAGACAGAUGUUAUUAAUUCAACUCUCGAAAAUCAGUCUAGUAAAGACGGGACUAAUAAUACCCUUACGAUAAACAAAAUAGACCAAAAGGAAGGACCUUCUGCGUCUAGUGAGAAAGAACCAAGAACGGAAACAGUAAAAACAACAUCUGAAUCAACUGAAAGUUCAGAUAAAAAGAUCCAAAAAUGUCAAGGUGAAGGAUCGGUAAAGAAAAAGAAGAAGAAAGAUAAACAUGCCGAUGAAACGAAAGAAGAAAGACAAGUAAGAAAACAAAAGAAGAGAGAAAAGAAGAAAUUAAAGGAAGAGAAUAAACAACGCAAACUUUUAGCAGCUCAAAAUGCCGAAGCGUAUCAACAAAAUAUUAACUGGAACGUUCCUUUACGUCAGCAUAACGUUAAUUCUCUUCCGAGACAACGUAGUGCGACAUGGACGCCAUCAUACUUUCAUGCAUACCAAAACAGUGGACAUAACACCCAACAACCCACAGUUCAGAGACAACAACAGCCAACACCUCAACAGCAAGUUCCUGAUGCCACUCCUCAAGUUAUACUGAAUCCGUAUCAGCAAAUUUUGCAAACACAGUUAUUACAGCAACAACAACAACAACAACAACAACAACAAAUUAUGCAGCAACGACAACAAAUUCUAGCACAACAACAACAACAACAACAACAACUAGUUCAACAGCAGGCUCUCCUGCAACAACAAAAAACACAAGCGACACAACAAACUAUAAAAAAACCAACAAGUCAAACACAGCAGUUGUAUAUAGAUGAGUACGGUCAAACGUAUACCCUUGAGGAAGAGACAUACAUAGUUGGUCCGUCCGGACAAAUACAGAAUAUUAGUUCAGGUAGCUCCUACAUACAGCAGCAGCAGCAACAGGGUACUCAAUAUCUGCAAUCUUCUUUGUUAUACCCGCAACAAAGGUUUUUAUAAGAAAUCUCUUAUUUCUUGGGUUUUUUUUUUAUAUUUAAUUUUUGUUUGUUUUUACUUCCAUACAACAGAAUAACAAGGCUUCUGUUCUAAAAAGGUUAAGUUAAAAAACAGAAGUUUAAACUUUGACCGCGAUGCUGCAAGCUGCGUUGUGAGAUAUUAGUUGUAUAUAAAACGGGCAUUAUAUUAUAUAUAUAUUAUAUAUAAAGUUUAUUUUUUUUACUGGACUCUUUCACGUGGAAGUUUUAUCAUAAGAAGCUUUACUGUCAUCGUAGCCUCGAAUUAAGCGAAGUUGGAAGAAAAUCCUUACUUCUGAAACUUCAGUUUUUGAACCUGCUAAUUUUAAUGGAAAAGUAUUGGUUCCUGUGGCGGUUUAGUUAUUUCUAAUAUCUAUAGACAAAAUGUGUCUUUUUUGAUGUCGUUCAUGCAUUAUAAAACUCUGCAACCAAGCUAUUCACAUUGUUCCUUGUGUCAGAUUUUUCGUCCAAUCGCAAGUCAGUAAUUGUAUAGUGAUAUAGCAAAAACGAUUUUUUUACUUUAAAAGAAAGUAUUUGAUAUUGUAUGUGAAUAGAGAUAUUUUGUAUAAAGACGUUCAAAACAAAUUUAUUAUAAGCUGUGAAUUUGAUCACACGUUUCACGUGUUCUGUUAUACGUUUGUGUGUGCGUGUGUGCGCUGCGAUGUGUGUCCGUGACAAAAAUGUGUAUUAAGAAUAUUUCGAUUUGUGAUCAACCUUUUACUCUGUUUUUAGUUUUUCUUCUUGUGUUUAGCUGUACAGAUAUGGCUCUUCAUUUUGCUACACUUGGCACGCAAGUUGAUGGAAUUAUAAUAUGGUUCAAAGGUUGACAACUUUGCGUGUCCUUCCAUUUACGAUAUUUAUUUAAUGUUUUGAAAACUCGCUGAUUUAGAUAACGUUUGUGUAUAAAGACAGUGCAGUAUAAUUUUUUGCAGUUAGACGGGUGUGGUUGACUUAAAGAAGAGAGAUUUGUUUUUUAUUGUUUAUUGUUAGUUUUUUUUGUGGCUUCUUUUACGUGCGUCUGUAGCCGUCGUUAGAAAUAUAGAACUUCGAAAGUU